AUGUAUUUACUUUUUCUCUGUCAGAUUCUUUUUAUUUAUUUUAUCUUUUUUCCUUUGGCAUUUUUAUUCUUUCUUUAUUUCCUUCUUUCUUUUUCUUCCUUUCUUUCCUUUUUUCUUUAUUUCCCUCUUUCUUUAUUUCCUUCUUUCUUUCUUUCUUUUUCUUUCUUUCUUUCCUUAUUUCUUUCUUUCCUUUCUUUUUCUUUCUUUAUUUCCUUAUUUCUUUAUUUCCUUCUUUCUUUCUUUCUUUUUCUUUCUUUCUUUCCUUAUUUCUUUAUUUCCUUCUUUCUUUCUUUUUCUUUCUUUCUUUCCUUAUUUCUUUCUUUCCUUCUUUCUUUCUUUCUUUCUUUCCUUAAAUCUUUAUUUCCUUCUUUCUUUCUUUCUUUCUUUCUUUCUUUUUCUUUCUUUUUCUUUCUUUCCUUUUUCUUUAUUUCCUUCUUUCUUUCUUUCUUUCUUUCUUUCUUUCUUUCCUUAAAUCUUUAUUUCCUUCUUUCUUUCUUUCUUUCUUUCUUUUUCUUUCUUUUUCUUUCUUUCCUUUUUCUUUAUUUCCUUCUUUCUUUCUUUCUUUUUCUUUCUUUUUCUUUCUUUUUCUUUCUUUCCUUUUUCUUUAUUUCCUUCUUUCUUUCUUUCGUUUUCUUUCUUUUUCUUUCUUUUUCUUUCUUUAUUUAUUUCCUUUCUUCUUUCUUUAUUUCCUUCUUUCUUUCCUUUCUUUGUCUUUCUUUCUUUCCUUUUUACUUUAGUUCUUUCCUUAUUUUUUUAUUUCCUUCUUUCUUUCUUUCCUUUUUUCUUUCUUUCUUUCCUUUUUUCUUUCUUUCUUUCUUUCCUUUUUUCAUUAUUUCCUUCUUACUUUCCUUUCUUUUUCUUUUUUUCUUUCCUUGUUUCUUUCUUUCUUUCUUUCUUUCUUUCUUUCUUUCUUUUGUUUUCUUUGACAUUUUCCACUUUCGCACUUUUUCUCUUCCCUCAUUCGCUCCAACAUUUUUUAUGCUCUCUCUCUCUCUCUCUCUCUCUCUCUCUCUCUCUCUCUCUCUCUCUCUCCCCACAUGCAUGCCCGUCUCUUUUUCUUGCAAGACGCGUGAAAUUUUUCCUGUUUUAAUUUUGGCUUUCUUUCUUUCUUUCUUUCUUCCUUUCUUUCUUUCUUUCUUUCUUUCUUUCUUUCUUUCUUCCUUUCUUUCUUUCUUUCUUUCUUACUGA
Molecule: messenger RNA, 1188 nt
Organism: Acanthosepion pharaonis
Lineage: Eukaryota; Metazoa; Mollusca; Cephalopoda; Sepiida; Sepiidae
Source: the annotation of a GenBank genome assembly